AUGUCAGCAACUAGAAGAAAAAACGGCAUUCUGGUUCUCCAACAAACAUCAAAUGUCGGAAGCAGCGGUUCUACACGAGCUGCAACCAAGAACGCUGCAAAUAAUAACACCCGCCGUGCCACGACUCUACUCCGAGUCGACCGCUCCUCUAUGUGGGGCGGAACAUCGAACUUCUUCAACCCAUACAAGAAAAAACGAUAUCUUCAGCAGGAUGAUUUAUUCCCUACAAGUCCGUCCUCAGCUGGUGGACUGGGAGACGCAGAGUCAUCAGAAGACGAAUUUCCUCCAAAACCUUCUAGGACCAGUUCUACUAGAAGCAAAAAUUUAGAGAGAAUGACUUCAGAAAUACAGGAACAAGAUGGAAUGAAGAAAAAUAGUACUAGUUCCAGUAGAGCUAGAGAAGAAACUUCUACCAAGCCCACAUCAAAGUCCUCUCGUUAUUCUCAAUGUCGACAGCAGAGCAGUAAGACCUCCUCGAAUAAGCGAAGCAACAGCAAAACCACACCUACCGCUGCUGAAAAACAGUUUUCACGCAAAUUCGGAAAUCGUCAUGGGACCGUGAUUUUAGCAGGUAGUAACGGCGUCAUGGUAGAGACCGAGCACAGUGGCAACUGCAGCACGGUGCACGAACUAGCAAAGCGUGUGAACGCCAAAAGACCUCGCCGAAGCGGACUCGUAUCGAACCUCUACGAUGCAGCACACGCAGAUCGUCUCUUGAUCCGUAACGAAUGCGAAAGUUUCAUCACGAAUAUCGUUUGUUCAAGGGUUUUCGAUGCGUUCAUUGGACUCCUGCUCUUGCUGAACGCUUUCGUGAUGGGUUACGAACAUCAAAAAUUUCCUCAGCAUCAUGUUGCUGGCACAGCAUCUGACUCGGACAAUGACGACACAGCGUUUCGUGUCCUAGAUAUGAUCUUUCUAGGUCUCUUCACUAUGGAGCUGGUGAUGCGGUAUGUGGCAGUGGGGAAGCAGAUGAAGCACUUUACGAAAUGGAUGUGGUUUGACGUGGCGAUUGUGAUCAUAGGGUUCUUAACCGAAGUGUUAGUGCCGUUGAUGGAAGAGUUUAACGAAAAGAACAGCGAAUACGUGUCGAUGGCCAAAGCGUUGCGGUGCUUCAGGGUACGACUACAACUCCUUACCUACUCGAGAUUGAUGUUCUUCAUUGGAACAAGAAGUUGCUUGCUCCUGUUCCGUGAGGACCUCCUGACUCAACAUCAACAAAGUUGUAAGUACUUCUACUCAACAAACAGAUAAUCCGCAUGUUUUCAAUGAUCGAGCACUUAUGGACAGUGGCGCUGACGUUCCAGUUUGCGGUGCAAAGCCUAUUUUGGACCGUCAUAUUCCUUGUCAUAGUCGUCUUUAUUUUCGCGAUGUUCGUGGUUGCGUUGGUUAAACAACCCCCACCAGAAUACUUCGACGGGUUACUACAUGAUGCGGAUCCGAUAUUCUUAAGGCUUCCUCCUGUAAUCUUCGACGAAGCUUCUCCCAAACCUGACGUUCCAGGAAUCGACGUAAUGAAUCCAUCUUCAGAAGCACCUGGCUUCACGAAAACGCUUAUUUCUUUCAAAGGGUGUGUUGAUCUACUUCGUUCUAAGAGGAUGAUCUCUUCUAAGAUACGAGCGAGAGUUUUAUCGAACACUUCCAGCUAUGUUGGCAUUGUUCGAAAUCAUGACAUUGGAUAAUUGGGUAGAGACUACGAAAGCAAUAGUGGAAGCGACGGAGAAACCGGUACUUGCUUUGUUUUAGCUUUUGUUUAUGCUGCUGUAGGGGCUGUGUUUCAUCAUCUCCUGUAUGAUGUUGAAUGUAGUUUGCGUUAAUAUGCACUUGACAAGUAGUUGUUGAGAGCUAGUUGUAGAUGUAGAGGUGAAAUUUCGAUUCGGCCAGCACAAGAAUGAAGAAUAACGUCUCCUCUUCUUGUUACUCCUCUUCACUUUCCAUCAGGUAAUCAUGACUUGCUUCUUCUGUCUGUUCCUCUCCAUCCUGGCCUUGCUGGUUAUGAACAUGAUCACGGCUGUGGUUUUCACCUCUGCCUCACAAAGGGCAGUCGAAGAACAGAACCCUUUUGUCUACAAAAUGGUCAUGCACAAAGCUCGAUUUGAUGCGAUCUUUGAUGCUUUCGAGGAAAACAGGGUUGGAGCAGUGUUGGAACAGCACCAAUUUUGGGGAGUGAUCACGUCGGCGCCAGAAAUAUUUCAGCAAGCAUUGGGGUACUUGGGGAUACUGUGCGAAUCAGAUGCUUUGAGCUUGCUCUUUCCGUUGUUGGACAUAGCAAAUGAUGGAUGUAUAAGAAAAAUGGAUUUAUGGCUUGGACAACAGCUAUUGUUGUGAUUUUCCCACUGACGAUCGUCACCCGCGUGUCCGCUACAAAUGGUUUUCAAUUUAUAGAGUUUGAAUUAAUUAGAUGAUAUGGAAACGUUCAAGAUGAAUGGUUCUGGUAUUUGGUAACCUGAAUUUGAUCCUAAGGGAAAACAAGAAGAGAACCCUUAGGAUCAAAUUCAGGUUACCAAAUACCAGAACCAUACACAAGAGUAAUUGACAUUUGUUGGUGAGGUUUUUAAUAACGAUUGAUUAAUCCACUUUCAUCUAUCCUAUCUCCAUUAGAUGAGAUAGAUUUUCGAACUCGUCGUCCUCGUCUCUCCUUAUCUCCCCUCAUCUCUUCCUUUUCUUGCUUUUGAAGAUCGUCAUCAUCAUCGUCAUCAUCUUCUCUAACUCAUUUCAUCCGCGUCCUCGUUGUGAUCGAGGCCUUGAGCGAGGAUCCAGUGGCCGUUGCUCUGGUUCAAGCUGGCGAGAACUUAGCCAGUAAGAAAUUCUUCUUAGCACGGGCUUUGUUGCAACAAGACCCUGGCUUGCGACUCCGGUGGGACGAAGCACAACUACAGGGCACACUUCAACAGGCUCUACAACAGAGUGGUCUACAGUUAAGGUCAACAUUUAGUGUCGUCCAUCUUUCUCGGCAUCUCGGUACCCUUUUCCCUUGUAUUUUUGUUCCUAUGAAAUGAUACAAGUGUAGUAAAAAAGGGGUCAAGAUGAGGGGGCCGAGAUGCAAAAAUCUAGCAGACUCUAACACAGGGUAGUGCUGGUGGAGGAGGAGGAAGAGGAAGUGGUAACUCGUUCUUUCAAUAUGGGAGUGAGGUUAUCAACGUCAACGAAGCCAAUAAGAGGACCUUCUCAGCUAAAAGAUCAUCGACAUCCAACCUUGGUGGUGCACUGAGUGCUAGGUCCACGUCUAGUGCGCGCGUGCAUCCUCUUUCACCGAAAAGCAUGUGGGAGGUCGAAGGAAGUGAGAACAACCCUGCCUUAGUUGCGAGGGAGGAGAGGGAAAUCAAGAAGAAAGUCGUGAAUGUUAAAAAUUGCCUUGAAGAUGAAGAAAGUAGAGCAGUGGUUGAGCAAAUAAAGAUUCUAGCCACUGAUGUUGUCAGGAACAACGAAAAUGAGACAGAUCGAGCAGAAGUUGAUACAGAAACACUAGAAGCACAGCAGUACGAGCAGACGAAACAAGCAGAAGUAGCCGUGAUCUUAGCCACGAAGAAAGAAAUACUUCCAGAGUUCAUCACAACAGAGGAGUAUAAAGACGAAACUACUCCUGUAUGCGAGGUGAAGGACCAACAAGAACAUCAAGUACCUUCAUCUUCUUCGUAGAUGAAACUACUUGUCUCAUUCAUCUUUAAUACAACUACGAGUGCCACAGCACUCCCGUUAUCCGCUGAAUCCUCGGCAUCUCUUAGAAGCAAAAUAGAAAUACCGUUUAGGAGAAAGACUCAGGAGAAAUAGAACAAGCACAAGCCUUUAUGUUUAUAUGUUUAGGAGAAAGACUCAGGAGAAAUAGAACAAGCCUUGAUAAGACAAGAAAUGUCUAGAAAAAGUCCAAGUAUACGAGGGGGACGCACGAAAAAUAACGAUUUUCCUCAGAGUAUGACAACCACAGAAAAAUGCACAGACCUUUCCAAGAAUACUAUAAUUAAUACACGUGUUUUACGAUGAAGAUGAUAUGACCAGAUUCCGCUCAUCCAUAAUUGUGAACCUCAAAUUUUGAUUUUCUGGAGCACGUCAAACACGAAGAUAAGUAGAUAGAUCGUCUCUUUUUAAAGCUUCUAGCAGCUAGAGCAUCCUUCCAAAUUUUGCCUUCGUCUUUAUUCAUCAGAGUUUUGCAGCCAGGCUGGGCCAGCUAAGCAAGUAGAAUUCCGCGAGAUAGUGUUUCAUAGAACAACAAGAACAAAGUAGUAAAUGUUACAAUUCUGGUAUAUUAUUUCGUAGCAGCAUGAAUGGCCAUGAAGUUGAACAUGUUGUUGAUAUGUAAAAAUGCACAGUAGUCACUACAGUCACUCGACGAACGCUGUCACACGACGAAAGAAACGGUCUUUCAUUGGACAAAGAAAAAUGUGUACAGAACAGAAACAGAUGGUAGGGUAAAGAAAAAGCCCGCAU
This is a messenger RNA of Amoebophrya sp. A25, 4422 nucleotides long. Lineage: Eukaryota; Dinophyceae; Syndiniales; Amoebophryaceae. The record is from the annotation of a GenBank genome assembly.